Messenger RNA from Bactrocera latifrons, 2058 nucleotides. RefSeq names its product tetracycline resistance protein, class A-like. Gene Ontology annotation, molecular function: transmembrane transporter activity. Lineage: Eukaryota; Metazoa; Arthropoda; Insecta; Diptera; Tephritidae. Gene Ontology annotation, biological process: transmembrane transport. Bases 328 to 1818 code for a protein of 496 amino acids. The record is from RefSeq and is a predicted model, not a curated record. The transcript has 10 exons. Gene Ontology annotation, cellular component: membrane.
GUCAAUUGUAUGCAUAUUGAAAAUAUCGGCUAUCUGUGAAAUAUAUUAUUGAAACUCGAGGAAAAUGUUUCUUUGAUAAUGAGAUAUUCUUUUUGUCAAAAAUGGAAAGGAAAACCGAAAAAUACCCAAGACAUACAAUAAAAAUCUCAAAACUUAUUUCACAUAGUGGCAGCGCCGACAAAGAGCGCGCAAAGUGCAAACCAAACAAUGAAAUAUCGAAGCUAUUUUGUUUAGUAGUGAUUUACAACGCUUAUGAGACACUUAAUUAGAGAGUUGCUGUGAUCGAACUUGUAAAUUAAUUUAAUAAAUAAUAAUUAAAGUACAAACAUGCCGCAAAGUAACGUAGAGGAACGCGAAAUUUUAUUUUUACCAACAAAUCAAGAGCACGACGAUAUUUCUAAUUUUGCGGCAGCCAACACGCUUACGCCCCCAAAGCCGCCAAAAAAUCGUACAAUAAUCGAACCAGCAGUGUUUUUAAUAUACGUUGCCUCAGUGCUUGCAAGCGCUGUUUUGCAGAAUCAGAUACUUUAUCAAACGUGUACGGUGGUUUACGAGUAUAAUGUGACUGUGUGCAAGCCGAUGUUGGGCAUUGUACCGGAAACGAAUCAAACAGCUGAAAUCGAAACAAAAGUACAACCCUAUGUGGCCAACAUUAUAAUGACGAGUUCGGUGAUAAGCAGUGUUUUGCCAGCAUUCCUCAGUUUAUUUAUUGGACCUUGGUCGGAUAAGUUUGGACGCAGACCGGUGCUUGUAGCAACUUUCUCAGCGGGGUUCAUCGGACACUCUAUAACAACAAUUCUCGCAGCAAUAUCUCUGUUAACACCCUUGAAUCCAUGGGUUUAUAUAUUAUCGAAUGUACCAUUGGCUUUGACCGGUGGCACCUGCGCGUUAAUAACAAUGGUGUUUUGUCUAGUCUCCGAUGUGUCGGACGAAGGCGGUAAGGCAAGACGUAUGUUCUUUGUAGAUGGCGCCUUGGGUAUUGGUAUGCUUAUUGGCAAUGUGAUCAGCAGUUAUAUACUGGCUGGAACCGGUACGAUAGGCGUAUUCACUAUUGCUGCCAGUAUUGAUUUGCUAGCGUUGCUGUAUUUGCUGUUCUUCGUGGACGAAAGUUUGCAGAUACAACACGAACGAAAGGAGUCACACUUGCGAGAGUUCUUCAAGUUCGGCUUGAUCAAGGACUUGGUAAGAAGCUGUCUAAAGCGCAGGCCACAUUAUGAUCGUGCCAUUAUUUGGUGCAUAAUGUUCACCUUGGUCACUACAACAUUUGUAACGCAGGGUGAGUCCAACGUAUUUUAUCUGUUCCUACGCAACAAAUUCAAUCUCACGCUGCAGCAAUUCACGACCUUUAAUGCCGUCACGAUCUGCAUUAAAAUGGUUGGUUGUGGUCUCAUUUUACUGAUAUUGCGAGUGCUAUUCAAGACACCUCUUACAGUUGUCGCCAUGCUUGGCUUGUUGGGUUGUUUCACUGAUAGUUUAAUACGCUCAUUGGCGCAGGCAUUUUGGCAGAUGUAUUUGGCCGCGACUUGUGGUUUCAUGGGUGGCAUUAACAGUCCGAUGUUGCAAGCGGUACUCGCAGGCUUAGUAGAAGCCACCGAAAUCGGCAAAAUCUACGCUGUGAUCUCUUCAUUGCAAACGCUUUCGCCGCUGGCUUCAGCGCCGGUUUACACCGGCAUUUACAGAGCGACACUGGAGUCAUAUCCUGGUGCGUUUUACCUGUUGAGUGCCGCAAUUUAUUGCAUAUGCCUUGUGCUAAUUACCGUCUUGUUUAUUAUGCAACGACUCGGUGUCAAAGCAGCCAGGCAACAGUCAACGGCAUAGGGAAAUGCUUAGCAGAAUUCUGCUACUUGUAUAAACAACUUGAUACCAAAGCAUUUAUAUAAAAAAAUAUAAAGAUUUUGACAGAAAUCAGUAUUUACAUAUUUAUGUACUUUUAUGUAUAUGUGUGUGUGUCUGAAUAAUGAUUAAAUAGACUUAAGCUGAAUAUAUCUGUAAGUAUGUAUGUUUAGAGUAAAAAAUCGAUAAAGACAAAAUAUUUGUAGAUAUGAAUAUUAAUAUGUA